UGUUUCGUGGGCGGUUAUAUCGACUGCAUUUCGGGGGUUUGGUUGAGCACUGCAUUAUAAAAUAUGUGAAGGCAGACCCUCUUGCGCGUAGCAUCUCUUUUGUUGCAUUUGAGCGACAUCGCGAAGGAAGUGUUUCAGAGGUUUUAAUCCCUUUAACUCUGCUGGGCCUCAUUGCUUGGUAUCACGUGGAGUUGUCUCGGGCGACGAUCCCAGUUGAGUUUGUAGGCGCUGAGCCUCCUCCUCCUUUCUUCGUUGAUGUUUCGAGCUUGCACUUUACUCCGCCGUACUCUGCUAUCUGUCUUGAUACUCUUAAGGUGCUACAAUACCCUCAAAUCAGCCAACUGCCUGCUGACGGCACCGCGCGUUUUUCUCCCUCGAUAAAUCCGAAAGAAGAAAUUGCGUGGGCCUACGAAGUAGGAACGGGUUUAGGGUUUCUGGUGCUGCAUCCCCCUUCUCUUUUGUUUUUUUAA
This is a messenger RNA of Eimeria acervulina, 470 nucleotides long. RefSeq lists its product as hypothetical. The record is from RefSeq and is a predicted model, not a curated record. The annotation marks the transcript as partial. Gene Ontology annotation, biological process: translation. The transcript is spliced from 5 exons. NCBI's taxonomy places the organism in Eukaryota, Apicomplexa, Conoidasida, Eucoccidiorida, Eimeriidae.